CCAAUCAGGUGCGCCGCUUCGGACUCAAGCAGCCAAUCAAAUGCUGAGAGCUGAAUACUUAAUCAAGCGUCCAUCCUCAUUCUUCUUCUCGCUAGGAAAACAAGUGCUUAUAAUUUACACGAGGCACACAAAACACAAGUGUCCUGUCUUGCAUGUUGAGCUGUUGCGUGCCAUCUCGUAUUCGCUAUGGAGGACCUUCAAGACUCCAGUUUCAGUGUUCCUAGUACCAUGGGUAUUGCUGAUGAACUGAAGGAUGAUUUCUACUUCAACCUUCUGGAUGACUUCCUUGGAUCGCAGACUGGUGAAUCAUUGGAUUUGGAUGAAAAGUGCUGCACAAACCGGCUGCUAGUUCAAGUUGGCUUAAUGAGAGAGGAUAAUAAUCUUUCGUGGAUGAAUGUAGUAAAAUGGCUUCAGAAGAUUUUUCCAAUGUUUCAAUCUGCAGAUUUUCGAGGUUUGAUUGAAAGGAAUACAGAAACAGCUAUGAGUUUAACUGGAGACUCCAGAGAAAGUUUUUUGGCGUCGAAUGUUAACUUUGAAUUUGUGGGCCCUAUAUGUGAUAGCAUUGGCAUCGGCCGAACGGAUUUGCUUGAAAUGUCUGACUUUUCUGAUCGUGCAAAGUUAACAGAUAUUACUAAUGGUCUGAUGCUAGAACUGACCAGCUUUAUUGAAAGAGAAAAACUCGACCCAGUUGUUCUAGUGUCAUGGCUUUGUAGCUUUGACUCUGACUUCUGUAGGGAUGGUAAAAUCCAUAAAGUCAAUAAACUCCUUAAGACAAGUCUGAAAAGGUUCAGGAUACAGUGUCGAAAAAAUCAAACAAGACGAAACAGGAGCAGUGGAUUGUACGAUGAAUUCCUUCGGAGUCCAUUUCAUCUUACCCCCGAUCCCCUGGAAGACUACGAAUUCAGGAGGGGGUCGAUAAUCAAAGGGCAUAUGAGAAGGAGAAGUCUUUUAUUCCAGAGAAAACAAAAUUUCCCAACCACCCAGAUAAAGGAAGAAAGUGAACCUUUUGAUAUCUCAGACUCACAAGCAGAUUACAGUCAAAAGACCGUUUCACUCGGCUAUAGGAAAAACAAACGAAAGCUGAAAUUUGACAAUGAUUCUGACCAGACAUUUAGCCUAGGAAAAGUGAAGAAGGAAGACAAUUAUCAUUGUCAGCCUGUUGAGCCCAUGUUUGACUUUGAAGAUGAGACCAAGGUUGAUACGGGCGAUUGUUUGUCCAUCCUCGAUAUCGCUGUGCUGUCGUUGCAGAAACUUACAGAAAUGUACGGAGGGCGAACUGAUGGUGCUAAUCUGGUGUCUAUGGAUCUCCUCAAGAAUCAGUAUGCUCUAAUGUUGAAAGAAGAUCUUAACAUGCAGUCCCUGAAUGAAAAGAUCUUGGCUUACAACUUGACUGAAAACCAACCUGUGGUGCCACCUUUGAAUUUUCUUCAUUGCAACACUCAUUUCCUUCUCAACUUUAUUGAUGCAGUUGAGAAGCAAAUCAUGUCAUUUGAAAGAGAAAUUGUGAACACUACAGGGGAUAAGCUUGGACGUGACAAAAACCCCAAAUUUAAAGGUUUUUUAAACUUUGAAGAGAGUGCUGUCACUCGGUACAUCAACAUGGCUUGUGAAAUCUUGUGUCCAAGAGGAGAAAGCAACAAUAAUUACAGAAGACACUGGCUUGCCUUUUGCGUCGAGAGGAAUAACCCUUCUAGGCUACCUGUCAAUCAAUCUAAUAGGUUCAUUAACUAUUUUGAGGCAGCAGCUGCACUUAUUCAUCAUUACAGUGAUGUUGCACUGUUUGUGUCUGACAUACAGCUACUGAAAGAUGACUCGAAUAUUUUUCUGGAGAGCAUUAAUUCUGAUGCUAGCGAUGAGGCCAUACAGGCUCUCCUCUGUGUGGUGGCAGUUGUGUACUGUAAAGUCUUGGGUCCCUUCUGGCAACUACUGAAGAGUGAUGCACAGUACGUGUUGUUCAGCAAGUACCUUUACUGCCUUUAUGAGAAGCUUCUAGAGUGGUCCCAUGAUGCUUCUGUUCUCUUGCAACCUGAGGCAGUCGCUAAUGUAUUUCUCCAGGUUCCAAUGCAGGAGAAUAACUUUCCUGGGGUAUUUACUUUCUGCCAUGGAAAUGCAAAUAACCAGUAUGGGGCACUAAUGAAGGAGUGCUUACAGAGGAUGAUGAAGGUCAUUGCAUCUGUGAUGGAGGAAAAUCUCAAAGACUUCUUACCUGGAGGUUUGUACUGCAAAGAUCCUUCUGGGGAACUCAUGGAACAAUUCGCUAGCUGCAUGUUAUCCCAGUUGAUGGGCGAGUAUCCGUUCGGUCAUACGUACUCCUACAACAAAAACAGACCGGAUAAAGCCCAAGUGCAGUCCGAGGAUAUGUCGAAUGAUGAUUCGGAUGGCGAUGGUGCUGUCUCUUCUCCUCAGGGUCCUGCUGUCAAGAGACGUUCAGCUUCAAAGCCUUACAUCAUGUUUGACAGAGCAAAUCUUCGACCGUUGAACAAAAUGAAAAGGAAGAGAUUGAACGAGUUGGCUGACAAAAGGCUGCAAAAAGUGAAAAUGCAAGACCAAAAUUACAAGAAAAAGGUAAUUGCUUCAGUCACAAAAAAUGGAGGCCCAUGUAAAAGCAUUCAAGAUGUUGAUCAACUGCUUCUGAGAAUGGAAGGAGCACACUAUGCUCAGAAGCGAGAGGCUGUCCGCUCUGAGUUAAACUACCUUAAGUUUGUCAUUGGUUGCAGAGACCAACGGCUGAACCGCUUAGGCUUCUCUUUGUCAGACCUGGUGAACAAACUGAAAGCCCUCUUGUCUUGUGAGAACCAGUCCACAAGCUUAAUCACCAGGCCGAAUAAACAAUAUGUCACCCAUGUUGGGGGUGAGACAAAUCAGAGUAUUUCACAAUUUACACCACAGGAAAAAGCCAUGAGUCAAUCAUCUCAUCCUUUCAACAGCAAAAUAGAUGUAAAGAAUAAAGGCAACUGUGUAAUCUUUCAGAGUUACAGAGAGACAACGUUCGAUGAAUUUUCACCUGGUUCAUAGAUUCGUGAUGCACUUUCAUGAUGAUGAUUCAUUCAUCACUUUAUUGUGUAAGAUGUCUUUAUUGUAACAUCUUUUGUUUUCUAUUUUUUGGGGAAAAAAUACAAUACUAUAACCUUAUCACAGUCAUGUGAAAAAAUAAGUACACCCUAUGGAAAUUGUUGGCUUCCUUGACAUAUUUAGACAAGCAAACAGUUGAUCAUUUUUAACAGUGCCCAGUAAUGAAGUUGAUAUACUUGAACAAAUCCAUAAGGAAAAUAGUUUUUUUCAAUCAUUUAUUCAACGGAACUAUCACUAGAUAUGUCCGUCCGUCCAUCCAUCCAUUUUCUAUAUCGCUUAUCCUUUCCUUCAGGGUCACGGGGAAACCUGGAGCCUAUCCCAGGGUGCCACUCCAUCGCUGGGCACAAUCACAACACUUUGGACAUGCCUACCAUGCAUGUAUUUGGACUGGGGGAGGAAACUGGAGUACCCGGAGGAAACCCCUGCAGCACAGGGAGAAUAUGCAAACUCCACACACACAGGGCCACAGUGGGAAUCCAACCCCCGCCCCUGGAGGUGUGAGGCGAACGUGCUAACCACUGAGCCACCGUGCCCUCAAUAGAUAUGUGAUAUUAUAUAAAUAAGACAGGUUCCACCUGCACUCCCUGAGCAGGUUCUAAUCACUGGCACCCAAUCUCAAACAACUGAUUGGAAUUUUAUGGAUUUGAAGGUGUAGGGAUAUACUUACUUUUUCCCAUGUGACUGGUCUGUUUUUUGUUAAUUUACAUUGUAAAAAUUACUACAAAAUUUCACUUGUAUGUCAUUUGAUAGUGUAUCAACUUUAUUAAUAGUCACUGUUUCAAAGAGGAUCAAAUGUUUUCUUUUCAUGUUUUCAAAUAUGUUUUUAAAAAAAAAAAAUAAAAAAAAAAAAAAUAAUUUUCAUAGGGUAUACUUGUUUUUUAAUUUUUUUUUUUUUUGUUUUGCCCUUAUCGAGUUUGUUACAGUUCAAAAGAACUUCAAGUAGACGUAUAAUGUUCAUUUAUUUUUAUAGCUCACUUUUGCCAAUAUUGGUGUUAAAUAAAACAUUUUUACUUACCUUUUAA
Messenger RNA from Ictalurus punctatus (channel catfish), 4094 nucleotides. It is a transcript of the gene slc52a2, whose product is annotated as solute carrier family 52 member 2. The transcript is spliced from 4 exons. NCBI's taxonomy places the organism in Eukaryota, Metazoa, Chordata, Actinopteri, Siluriformes, Ictaluridae. The coding region runs from base 187 to 3015 and encodes 942 amino acids. The record is from RefSeq and is a predicted model, not a curated record. Gene Ontology annotation, molecular function: riboflavin transmembrane transporter activity; 3'-5'-RNA exonuclease activity. Gene Ontology annotation, biological process: riboflavin transport. Gene Ontology annotation, cellular component: plasma membrane.